This is a messenger RNA of Dendronephthya gigantea, 1165 nucleotides long. Its product is annotated as protein PFC0760c-like. The transcript has 7 exons. The coding region runs from base 1 to 1014 and encodes 337 amino acids. NCBI's taxonomy places the organism in Eukaryota, Metazoa, Cnidaria, Anthozoa, Malacalcyonacea, Nephtheidae. The record is from RefSeq and is a predicted model, not a curated record.
AUGGAAAAACUGUACCGAUUGUAUCAAGACUACAUGGACAGAAAGGGCCAGCCAUUAGACAACGAAACGCCUGUUGAAACAACGCCAAAUGAUGAAACAGAGAAGGAACCCGAGACUGAGGCAAAGGACGUGGAAGAAGAGAAAGAAGCCUUCAGAGAUGAAGAGGAUGUGGAUUCUUUGUUAGAUGCUAAGAAAGGUGAAGUUGACGAAGAUGAGAAUGAUGAAGAUCAGGAGGGAAAGGAUGAGAUGAAUGAUCUAGAUGAUGAAGAAGAUGAUGUUGACGAUAAAGAUGAUGAUGACGAUAAAGAUGAUGAUAAAGGGUUAGAUGAUGAGGAAGAUGAUGUUGAUGAUAAAGAUGAUAAUGAAGAGUUAGAUGAUGAUGAAGAAGAUGAUGAUGAUGAUAAUGUAGGGCAAGAUGAUGAAGAAGACGAUGAUGAUGAUGAUAAUGAAGAAGAAAAAGAAGAAGAAGAAGAUAAUGAUGAUGAUGAAGAUGAUGAUGAUGAUGAUGAUAAUCCUGAUGCAAAAGAAGAUGAACCAAAAUUGGAAACAAACGAGGAUGAAGAGAAACUUGCAAAUGAUGAAAUGGAAAAGGAAUAUGAAGAAUAUAGAAGAAAAAUGGAAGAAAUGAAAAAUGAUGAGGGACUUGAUGAGGUGGAAGAAAAGCCAGAUAUUGAAGAUGUAUAUAAAGAUGAUGAAGACGACGAAGAUUUCAAAGAUGAGGAUGAUGAUGAAGAAGAGGAUAAUGAAGAGAAAGAAGACGACGAAAAAGAUGAAGAGGAAGAAUUGAAAGAAUUAGAGAAGGAUGAAGAAUCGAACGAGGAUGAAGAAAAGCCUGAGAUCAAACCUGAGGAAAUAUCUGAGGAUGAAGAAUUAGAUAACGAGACGGAACCAAAAGAGACCGUCGAAGAUGACGAGGAGGAUAAAGAAGAAGAUUUUGAGCCAAUGCCUGAGGAGGAGAUGGAUGAAGAGGGAUACGAUCCUGAUGUUAAAGAUCUUUUUGAAGAAGAAAAGUGAAUUUAGAAUUGGAAGACGUUCCAAAAUACAGCAUCUGCUAUUUACUUCACGUAUAAUUCAUAUAGAAUAAUGUAGUCCUGUAGAAAACAUAUAGAGAACAUUGUGUACUUUCAUCUUCUGGUUAUAAUAUAAUUGUUCACACUUUUGUAAA